UUCUCCAAAGCACCCCUUACAAAGUGUUUGAACCUUGGGAUUAUACAGUAUAGUCCUGUAGGAGGAUCACCUGUCGUUGGAGAUAGAACGAUGAGAAAAAGAGUUUAUUAUUGCAGCGAGCGAUAGAGCGAGAAAAUCUCGUAUAUCACAAGGAACUAGAAAGAUGCACAGAGAAACACCAUCAAACCGACAUUAGAUACAGACGAGGACCAAGAGCCAGUCGAGAUCGUCAUAGUACUUCCCUUUUAUCACUCUGAGUCGGAUUCGUAACUGCGAUUUGCAGACCUCAGAUGCAGAAUUUCUUAGUGCACAGUUCUUGUGAAUUUGAAAUUGGAUAUUUCAAGACCUGGGCGAACAAGGAGCCCUCCUGGUUUGAUUGAAUUGGGGCUGGUUCGUUAGAUUUGUUGAUGAAGGACAAGGGAACUAGGUUACGACUAGAGGGAGUUGAGGACACUUGACAUUUGAGUUGACUGACCAGGUGGUGUCCGAGCCUAGACUCUUGUGCAAUGGUGUGCUCUUGACAAGGCAUCAUGGUUCAGGGACGUUCGCGACAACAAGGUGUCGGGAAUGAGCCGAUCCAACGAGAGCGGGACCUUCAUGAGAUAAAGUUCGAAAAUUAGAGAAGGCAAGUAGAAGAAUUGACCCAGUGCUUGGCGCAAAAUCCAGCCCCAACACACUAUGAUGACAGUAGUGAGUAGGAAGCUGAUUUUGAGAACCCUUUCCAUGUGCACGCUCCUCAUUGGGAGCCCCAUGUUUGGGAUAAUAGAUCUUGGGAUCUAGGUAUUAAUGUUGAUCUACCAGAGUUUGCGGGAGGAUUGCAAGAAGAAGAAUUUAUUGAUUGGAUUGAUUCUAUCGAGCGCCUCUUCGGAUACAAAGAUGUGCCCGAUGAUAGGAAGGUGAAGCUUGUGGCUAUUAGGCUUAAGGGCUGUACAUCAACAUGGUGGGAGCAUUUGAAAAAGACUCGGGAAAGAUGGGAAAAUCCAAAAUCUUUGAUUGGGAAAAGAUGAAGAAAAAGUUAAGGGAGCAGUUCUUACCCUUUAACUAUACCCAGAUGAUGUUUCAACGACUUCAUACCGGUCAUUAAGGAGGGAGGUCCGUUGAUGAUUAUACUGAGGAGUUCGAUCAACUAGUUGCAAGGAACAACUUGUUUGAGAUUGAAGAGCAACAGGUUGCCCGAUAUAUUGCGGGACUGGGCCAAUCAAUUCAUGAUAUCCUAAUUUCAUACUCUCUAUGGACUAUAUCGGAAUCCUAUCAACGAGCUUUAACUGUAGCUAAGCAACAGUCCAGGAGCAGAGCUAGUACAACCACGAGAGGAGAUUCGGGUCUCCGAACAGGCCAGUUUCAAGAUCGUGGUGCUAGGCUUGAAGAUGCAAGAGUUCAGGGCAGCAACUGAACUCUCCAUUGUUUCAUGUGCGGGGAGACGGGUUACAAGGCUGGAGACUGUAGGAAGCCGCAUAACCGUCCUGAUAAAAGCAAGCAACUCAUGAUUGUGGAUGAGAACUUAGAUGAUGCUGAUGGGUAUGACUGUGAUACAGUUUAUGAUGAGGAGCCAGAUGAGGAUGAUCUUGUCUAUGGAGAUGUUGGAGAGUCCUUAGUUAUUCGAAAGAGCCUAUUAACGCCUAAGCAAGAAACUCAAGAGGAUUGGUUAAAGACUAAUAUUUUUCACACCGCCUGUACCAUUGGAGGCAAGGUGUGCAAGCUUAUUAUUGAUAGUGGGAGUUGUGAAAAUGUAAUCUCACAAGAUGCGAUCACAAAGCUCAAGCUAGGCACAAAGAAGCAUCCCCAACCAUACAAGCUUACUUGGUUCAAGAAAGGGCAAUGAGAAGCCCUUCUCGGAAUUGGGUCAAGAAAUGGAGCUGACCACCACCAUUAAAGAUGUCUUCGACCGAGUCUCCAAAAAGCAGAGACUCUCUUCCUCGAAGACUCAAGAAGUAAUUGACCUUGUUGAGCAAGAAAUCGAACAGGUACUCAGUAAGAUCCAACAACCUCCCCCUCCAAAUGGGGGAGAGACCAACCCAAAAGCCAUCCUUGCUGAGCUGAAUGCCAAGCUUAAGGAAUUUGGCCCGACAAACCAGCUGGAUUCCUCGCAAAAGGACCUCAACAUGGCUCUAGGCAAGUAUACUAAAGUCAUCGACAAGACCUUCAUCACUGACAUAGCCAAGGCCUAUCGAAGUGUCGAUUUCGAUCAACACACCCUCAACCAAAUUAUUGCUGCUCACUUCUAUCGCCAAGGUCUUUUUGACCUCGGUGACCUCUUCACCACUGAAGCUCAUGAGCCUGACCUAGUCUCCCUCAAGGCCCCCUUCCUCGAAAUGUAUGCCAUCCUUGAGGCCAUGCGGCUCAAGAACCUUGAGCCUGCCCUCAACUGGGCUCGCACUCAUCGUGAUCAACUGUUGCUCAAGGGCUCGAGCCUUGAGAUGAAGCUUCACAGGCUAGCAUUUGUGGAGAUGCUCCAGAAGGGUGGGGAUGCAAGAGCAGAGGCUCUAGCCUAUGCUCGCACCCACCUGGCACCCCUGGCUCGAACCCACAUGGCUGAGGUCCAAAGGCUCAUGGGGUGCCUAUUAUGGGCUGGUCGGCUUGACGCGAGCCCUUAUGCUGAGCUCUUAUCACCUUCUCAAUGGGAAUUACUUGAAAACGAAGUGGCUCGUGAGUGUUGUGGGGCCUUAGGGCAAUCAUGCGAGAGUCCGUUGCAUGUGGCCAUAGGGGCUGGGGUGCAAGGCCUGCCAACUUUGCUCAAGUUAGCGAAUGUGAUGGCAGCCAAAAGGCAAGAAUGGGGGGCCAUGAAGCAGUUGCCAAUAGCUGUGGAGUUGGGCAAAGAGUAUCAGUUUCAUUCAGUUUUUGUCUGCCCGGUUUCAAGGGAGCAAGGGAGUGAGGAGAACCCACCCAUGAUAAUGCCUUGUGGGCAUGUGUUGUGCCGAGGGUCAAUCAUGAAGCUUUCGAAGAGCAGCAAUAGGGCGUUCAAGUGCCCAUAUUGCCCAAUGGAGGCUACGGUCUUGCAGUGUAGGCAACUUCACUUCUAAUGUAAUCUGUGGCUUGGGUUGUUUGUUAUGCUUGUGUAAUUGUAGAGAAUGGUUGUUUGGACUGGUGGUAGUGGUGAUGGUGGUGGUUGUUGGGGAAAGAGGGGAGGGAGGAUGGUAGAGGGGUGGGGUACAUGUCGUUGGGGUUGGGGUUGUCGGCCUUGCCAUUGUCGUGGGGAGCUGUAAAUAUAGAUUCUUUUGUUAUGCGGCUUGGCUGUGGUGGUGCUUAUGGGUAUGUUCAUGUUCGUUUC
Molecule: messenger RNA, 3268 nt
Organism: Amborella trichopoda
Lineage: Eukaryota; Viridiplantae; Streptophyta; Magnoliopsida; Amborellales; Amborellaceae
Product: protein RMD5 homolog
Biological process (GO): proteasome-mediated ubiquitin-dependent protein catabolic process
Cellular component (GO): cytoplasm; nucleus; GID complex
Molecular function (GO): ubiquitin protein ligase activity; protein binding
Source: RefSeq, a predicted model, not a curated record